Molecule: messenger RNA, 1098 nt
Organism: Bacillus rossius redtenbacheri
Lineage: Eukaryota; Metazoa; Arthropoda; Insecta; Phasmatodea; Bacillidae
Product: trypsin-1-like
Exons: 7
Coding region: 172-996 (274 amino acids)
Biological process (GO): proteolysis
Molecular function (GO): serine-type endopeptidase activity
Source: RefSeq, a predicted model, not a curated record
AGUGGCUGAUGGCAGUGGUCGAGGCCGCAGCAGGAGGUGUCGAGAGCCCAGAUAAGAACCCAGGGCCCGGCCCGACGACGCACGCCAGCCACUCGAGCGCUCCAAAGUCUCUCCGAAGCGACUGCUAUAAAGCCGCGGUCACGGCCCCAUCUCCACUGCUAACUGACCGCCAUGUCGCCGAUCGCAGUCUUCGCGAGCCUGCUGGCCGUCGGCCUGGCUCUUCCGCAGCAAAAUGCCCGCUUGAACGAGAGGAAAUUUCAACUUGAUGGAAAAAUCGUUGGAGGCACCUCAGCUACUAUCCAGCAGUACCCGUGGAUGGUUUCCCUGAGAGAGACCUCAGACUCGAUUUUCGGGUCCGAGGAGUCGCACAUUUGCGGCGGCUCCAUAGUCUCAAACAACUAUGUCCUGACUGCAGGUCAUUGCUGCGAGAACGAAGACGCCAGCUCGUUGGUGGUUCGUGUCGGCAACACGGACGGCGAUAACGGCGAGAGGCACGAGAUCUCGCAGAUCAUCCUGCACCCCCAGUUCGUCACCAAGUACAACGUGCCGUACAACGACGUCUGCCUGCUCAAGGUGUCCAAGCCGUUCACGUUCAGCAGCUCCGUGAAGGCAGUCACCCUCCCAGCCGCCAACAGCCAGACCUCCGUGGGCACCAUGGCCACCACGACCGGCUGGGGCUCCACCUACUACGGCGGCGACGUGACGCGGUCGCUGAUGCAAGUGUCCUUGCCCGUCGUGUCGCUCUCCGAGUGCAUCAGCGACUACGGCAAGAACAAGGGCGGCAGCGACUACGUGGACGACUCCAUGAUCUGCGCCGGCUACACGCAGGGCGGCAAGGACGCGUGCCAGGGCGACUCGGGAGGCCCGAUGACCGUGAGCGGCACCCAGGUGGGCGUGGUCUCCUGGGGCGCCGGCUGCGCCGAGGCCAACUACCCGGGGGUGUACGCCGACGUCAGCCACUUCGUCAGCUGGAUCAAGUCCACGGCCGGCAUCUAGGCCCGGCUGCUCGCCAGCUGAACGCUUCACCGCUCUAAGUUGCUUCUCGAUCUCUUCGCAGAUACUCAACAAAUCAAUAAAGUGUUAUUUUUAAAAACCAUA